AUGGCGCGGCGCGGCCACCUGGUUCCCAGUUCGGUGCCCACUUCGAGCAGCGAUCCAGCGCCGGCCCUCACCCUCCGGAAGGAGGACAAGCUCGCGGGACACAACGGCCGCGUCUUUGACCUGCAAGCCUCGGUCAAAGACCUCUCGUCCUCACAGCCGCUCCGCAUCGCGGCGGUCGGCGAGAAGGGCGGCUCUGUCUGGACCUUCGAUGGCGGCGCGCGCAGGCACGUCCGCCUGCCCGGCACCGAGCUCAUGCGCGUGUGCUGGCACCCCGACGGCGAGCACGUGCUGACCGGCAGCGCGGAGGGCGCGAUCUGCGUGCGCGAUGCCUCGAGCGGCCAGACGAGCGCGACGCUGCAGGCGGCGAGAGAGGACGAGGUGUAUGGGCUGGAGGUGCUCUCGGAGGAGGGACUGCUCGCCGCCGGCGCGGGCGAGACGGUGCAGCUCUGGGACCUCAACCGGGCGACGCGCACCUCCCUCGCCGCCUUCACCGCGACAGAGAGCGGAGUCCACUUUGGCGCGUUUGUCUUUUCGAUCGCUGCGCGCGGCCGCAUCCUCUCCGCCGCUCUGUCGGACGGCUCUCUGCGGCUGCUCGACUCCGAGACGCUGCAGGAGCUCGCCACGCUCUGCGCGCCCGCCCUCGCCACCGCCAUCUCGCCGACCUCCCCGCUGCUCGCCUGCUCCGACCGCGCGGGGGGAGUGCUGCUGUGGGAUCUGAGGCAGCUCGGCCGAGGUGAGCCCAUUCGUUAA
Messenger RNA from Emiliania huxleyi CCMP1516, 750 nucleotides. RefSeq lists its product as hypothetical. The coding region runs from base 1 to 750 and encodes 249 amino acids. Gene Ontology annotation, molecular function: protein binding. The record is from RefSeq and is a predicted model, not a curated record. NCBI's taxonomy places the organism in Eukaryota, Haptophyta, Isochrysidales, Noelaerhabdaceae. The transcript has 3 exons.